Messenger RNA from Bipolaris zeicola 26-R-13, 1743 nucleotides. RefSeq lists its product as uncharacterized. The coding region runs from base 1 to 1743 and encodes 580 amino acids. The record is from RefSeq and is a predicted model, not a curated record. Gene Ontology annotation, biological process: transmembrane transport. Gene Ontology annotation, molecular function: transmembrane transporter activity. NCBI's taxonomy places the organism in Eukaryota, Fungi, Ascomycota, Dothideomycetes, Pleosporales, Pleosporaceae. The transcript has 4 exons.
AUGCCUCGAACAAUGUUUAUAAACCCCUUCAAGACGCACAGUGUGGAUGAAUUCCCCGGCGUCCAUGUGCCUCUUGAAGAAUCAGUCCCCAGCGGCCCCACUCCCCACGACCGCCAGAGCAACUCCCCUGCGCCCUCUGAAAAAAGCUCCAAAGACGAUAAACCUGCGCGCCCCGAAAGUGAUGCAUCAAGUGGUGUUGUUAACCAUGGAAUGACUCUUGCAGCCCUCAAAGCAGAAAUCGAAGCAGAUGUCGCCGCCUCGGGCACCGACACCCCAUAUGACCGCAAGUCCAAGGUCAUCAACCGGGCCCUGGGCGAUAUGGGCAUGGGCCGCUACCAAUGGAAGCUUUUUAUCCUGGCUGGAUGCGGAUGGAUGGCAGACAACCUGUGGUUGCAGGGUGUUGCACUCACGCUACCACAACUCUCGGUUGAGUUUGGUGUCAGUGAGAGUGAAGUUCGAUAUACCACCCUAGCGCUCUUCCUCGGUCUCUGCAUCGGUGCAUCAUUCUGGGGUACUGCGUCGGACAUUAUCGGCCGCCGUGUUGCUUUCAACUUUACGCUGUUCCUUGCCGGUGCCUUUGGUCUCGCCUCAGGUGGUGGUCCUAACUGGAUCGGCACAUGCGCGCUCUACGCCUGUAUCGGACUCGGUGUCGGUGGCAAUCUUCCUGUUGACGGAGCACUCUUCCUGGAGUUUCUCCCACAAACAUCUGGAAACUUAUUGACAUUGCUUUCCGUCUUCUGGCCUAUUGGUAACCUGAUUGCCUCGCUACUCGCAUGGGCAUUCAUUCCCAACUUUUCCUGUGCUGCCGGCACUCCUGCUGGACAGUGUAAAAUGUCAGACAACAUGGGGUGGAGAUACCUCAUCCUGACACUUGGAGCCAUCACCUUCGUCAUGUUCAUCUCGCGUUUCUUCUUCUUCCAUCUCUACGAGUCGCCCAAGUUCUUGCUGUCACGUGGUCGCCAGGCCGAGGCUGUAGCCACCGUCUACGGAAUCGCGUAUUGCAAUAAGACGCACACCUGGCUUACCGAAGACAUCCUCAACUACAUUGGAGGCGACCAGGAAGUGACUGGCGAGGAUGUCAAACUCAGCAGCUUUGAAAUCAUCAAGCGGUCCAUCAGCCGCUUUUCCUUUGCCCGCUUUAAGAUCCUCUUCCAGGACAAGAAACUCGGAUUGACCACUGUGCUCUUGUGGUUCCAAUGGACUACCAUUGGCAUGGCCUAUCCGCUGUUCAACGCCUUCCUGCCGCAAUACCUGGCCAACUCUGGAGGCGAAGUAGAAAACGACGUGAGCACCGUGUACCGCAACUAUGCCAUUACUGCCAUCGUCGGUGUUCCUGGAUCGUUCUUGGCAUGCUAUGCUGUCGAGAUGAAGUUCCUGGGCCGCAAGGGAACGAUGGCCAUUGCGACCGUCAUCACUGGUGUCUUUGUCUUCCUGUUUACCAUCUCGAGUGACUCGGACUUUCAACUUGCUUUUACUUGCUUGGAAGCCUUUUUCCAGAACAUCAUGUAUGGCGUACUGUACGCAUACACUCCCGAGGUUUUCCCUGGCCCGAUCCGCGGCACUGGCACUGGUAUCAGCAGUUUCUUGAACCGAGUUGCUGGACUGUGCGCUCCCAUUGUCGCCAUUUUCGCUAGCAGCGGUAGCCCCAAGGCGCCCAUCUACGCAAGUGGUGGGCUGUUCAUCGCGGCGUUCUUCAGUAUGUUGGUCUUGCCGAUUGAGACAAGAGGAAAGCAGACGCUAUAG